AUGCUUGCUGACAGCGGGACCGCGUCGAUAGACGGACGGCUGGACGGCAACGGGGAGGCGCUGGUCGCGGUGGCGGGAUUGACCAAGCGGUUCCCGGUGACGAAGAACCUGUUCCGCCAGCCGUCCAGCUUCAUCCACGCCGUGGACGACGUGUCGUUCCGCCUCGCGCCCGGCAAGAGCCUGGGGUUGGUGGGCGAGUCGGGCUGCGGCAAGACGACGGUGGGCAAGCUGCUGGUGAAGUUGCUGGAACCCACCUCCGGCGAGAUACGCUUCCGCUUCCCGGCGGGGGAUGCGCACGGCGGGUCGGGCCAGCCGGUGGACGCCGCCGCGCCGGCAGGCGCAGAUGAUCUUCCAGGACCCGUACGAGUCGAUGAAUCCCCGGCGUACCAUAUACGACACCAUCGCCGAGCCGCUGGCGGUGCAGGGGAUCGGCAGCCUGAUGGACCGGGUGGACCGCGUGACGGAAAUCCUGACCCAGGUGGGCCUGACGCCAGCAUCGUCAUUCCUGUUCCGGCACCCCCACGAGCUUUCGGGAGGGCAGCGUCAACGCGUAGCCAUCGCCCGCGCCCUGGUCAUCGGCCCGUCCUUCGUGGUGGCCGACGAGCCGACGUCCAUGCUGGACGUUUCCAGCCGAACGGGCAUCAUGUUGCUGAUGCAGGAACUAGCGGCGCGACUGGGCAUCGCCUACCUGUACAUCACCCACGACCUGGCGGUGGCCCGCUACAUGUGCCACCGCAUCGCAGUCAUGUACCUGGGCAAGAUCAUCGAGCUGGCGGAAACCGAGGAGCUGCUGCGCAACCCGCUGCAUCCGUACACCAGGGCGCUGCUCUCGGCCGUGCCCGUGCCCGAUCCCACAUACCGGCGCGAUCGCCCCGACAUACGGGGAGACUUGACCCUGCCGAUAGAUCCGCCGGCGAGAUGCCGCUUCUACGACCGCUGUCCGAUCGGCACCGACUUCUGCCGGGACAACCCGCAUCCUCCGAUGGAAGAACGGGCCGCGGGCCAUUGGGUCGCGUGCUACGAGGCGUGAUUGCCGGUCCGGACGGUACCCUCGGCGUGUUUACUUUCGGCUACGAAGCCGGCGCUGCACAGGUAAGCCACGCCGUGUCGAUGUAA
Messenger RNA from Geodia barretti, 1116 nucleotides. The record is from the annotation of a GenBank genome assembly. Lineage: Eukaryota; Metazoa; Porifera; Demospongiae; Tetractinellida; Geodiidae.